Molecule: messenger RNA, 2772 nt
Organism: Salvelinus namaycush (lake trout)
Lineage: Eukaryota; Metazoa; Chordata; Actinopteri; Salmoniformes; Salmonidae
Product: septin-2B-like
Exons: 13
Coding region: 121-1215 (364 amino acids)
Biological process (GO): cell division; cilium assembly; cytoskeleton-dependent cytokinesis
Cellular component (GO): microtubule cytoskeleton; cell division site; septin ring
Molecular function (GO): GTPase activity; molecular adaptor activity; GTP binding
Source: RefSeq, a predicted model, not a curated record
CCAAUGCAUUCUGGUCCCUGUGCAGAAGUAACUGUUCGGUGCGUACCGGAAUUUGAGGUGUCCAUCCAGCCUCACUCGGUUUUCUUUCACUGACAAUCGAAAAGGUUGAAAGAGCGCAAAAUGUCUCAGGCGGAAAAAUUGAAACAGGGUCAGUUUACCAAUCCAGAGACCCCGGGGUAUGUUGGCUUUGCCAACCUGCCCAACCAGGUGCACCGCAAGUCGGUCAAAAAGGGCUUUGAGUUCACCCUCAUGGUAGUUGGUGAGUCUGGUCUGGGGAAGUCCACCCUCAUCAACAGCUUGUUCCUCACUGAUCUCUACCCAGAGAGAAUCAUCCCCGGAGCAGCAGAGAAGAUUGAGCGCACGGUUCAGAUCGAAGCAUCUACGGUUGAGAUCGAGGAGCGAGGGGUGAAGCUCCGCCUCACUGUGGUGGACACGCCCGGAUACGGUGACGCCAUCAACAGCCAGGACUGUUUCAGCACCAUCAUCGCCUACAUCGACGACCAGUUUGAGAGAUACCUCCACGACGAGAGUGGUCUGAACCGCCGGCACAUCGUGGACAACCGCGUUCACUGCUGCUUCUAUUUCAUCUCCCCGCUGGGCCAUGGGCUGAAGCCUCUGGAUGUGCAGUUCAUGAAGGCCAUCCACAACAAAGUCAACGUGGUCCCUGUCAUCGCUAAGGCCGACACACUCACCCUGCGAGAGAGGGAGAGGCUCAAGCGCAGGAUCCUGGAUGAGAUUGAUGAGCAUAGUAUCAAGAUCUAUCACCUCCCUGACGCAGAGUCUGACGAGGACGAAGAAUUCAAGGAGCAGACCAGGACUCUCAAAGCCAGUAUUCCUUUUGCGGUGGUGGGCUCCAACCAGCAGAUCGAGGCCAAGGGGAAGAAGGUGCGGGGUCGCCUGUACCCCUGGGGCGUGGUGGAAGUGGAAAACCCCGAGCACAACGACUUCCUCAAGCUGCGCACCAUGCUGAUCACCCACAUGCAGGAUCUGCAGGAGGUGACCCAGGACCUGCACUACGAGAACUUCCGCUCGGAGCGCCUUAAACGGGGCGGAAGGCAGGGGCAGGGCCAGGGGCCUGAGCCGGAGGAAAUGGACAAGGACAUGAUCCUGCAGGAGAAGGAGGCUGAGCUGAGGAGGAUGCAGGAGAUGAUUACCAAGAUGCAGGCUCAGAUGCAAAUCAAGCCUGACGGCGCGGGAGAUGUCCAGCAUGUGUGAAAUACACCACGGUUUUCAAGCUGUUAUUUGAGCUUGACCAGACAUGGAUGGAAGGAUUGCAGAAGAGAAGGGUGUGAAAAUGAAAGAUAACUGGUCCUUGUCUCGUACUGCUUGCCACUUUUUAGUUUAUUUCGUUCCUACUUGGAAUUAUUUUGAGUUUUUUUCUUUUGUUUUUCUUAAUUUUUAUAUAAGCAGUAUUAUGUUUUAUAAUUACACUUUCUUUAAUAUUCCAUAUUGCUCAUUAUUAAUUUGUUCCAUAAUAUUGAACCAUGCCAGUUAGUCACCAAAUGGAGAAUAACCCUCCUUUAACCUGGAGUAUGCUCUUAUUCUAGUCGCUAUUGUUACUUUUUUUUUUUUUUCUGUUGAAAGCCGGAAGCUGCUGCUCUUCAAGGCUGUCCACUUGGCCCCAUCUAAAACCACUCACAAAAUGAUCAAUCAUGUUGCCAACUGUGGCUCCAAGUUACAAGUGGAAAGCACAACUUAGUUAGCAACUCUCUUCUGUCUUUCAUGGAGCCAUACAGCUAAAAUGUUUUUUUUUCUUUAAUGGUUGUCAUGCCAAAGUUGGCGAAUUCUUUAAAGAUCUAGUCUUUCGAAAAGCAGCUAAAUUAUUUUCUUAAUCCAUGGAUUCAUUGACAGGGUUCUUUCUCCCACUCCCCUGCAUGCAACACUUAACCCUGUCUCAUGUUGUGUUGAAAUGACUGGUUAUGACUGAAAUGCAUGACACUGUGACCUUCCCAGUCAUCCUGUAGCCCUGAACCAAUGAAGGAGACAUACCUUGGUGUUUUUUACAGUAUGUGCCUCUAUAAAUCCUGGGCCUGUAAAGUGUGAGUAGGAGUGCAGAUCUAGAAUCUGUCUAGUCUUUUAGAUCGUUAUGAAUAUGGUUAUAUAGACUGGCGGACCUACCUCACAAAGAAAAGUUUGCGGUUUUGUAACUGCAGUCGACCGUGGUAUUUUGGACACAGUAAUUGCAGAAUAACUAACAUUACUGCAGUAAGAAAGUGUUAUUUUGGAUGCAGCAUACCUCAGUUAUACUGCAAUCUUUUUUCAUAAGGGCUGAUCCUAGAUCAGCACUCCUGCUCCGAGACACUCAGAAUAUGGGCCCAGGCUCCCUAUGCCCCCAGGUUUUAACAUAUUGUAAAGUGAUUUGACAUUUGAAGCGAAAGUCCUGGCGAACUGAAAGUAAAUUGAAUUACUGUGAUGUUCGGACCAGGCUCAUGCAUUGCAGGUGACAUUGCUUUUCUUCGUGUGUGUCCCCUGUGAUAUUGAUGAUUGUGGAAUAAAGUGCAUCCAGUCUGUGUGGUCAUGCUGUAAAGGCACACUGUACUUCGUGUUAUAUGAUAUCUAUCCAUAUCCUUUAUGGCUGUGUGUCAAUGGGUUAAGACUGAUAUUUGGAUGUUGGACAGGACCAGUUUGUUGCUAUGGCCAUCGUCAUGGCGAUCUGGUUUGUUUGUCACCAGCUUUGCCAAUAUCUCCCUCAAGCCAAGCCACUGUUCUUAACAUUCCAGUUUAUGCUGUUUUUAUCUAAUAACUGUCAAAUAAAACCCUUGAUGUAUACCA